Messenger RNA from Sebastes umbrosus (honeycomb rockfish), 7509 nucleotides. It is a transcript of the gene gjd1b, whose product is annotated as gap junction delta-2 protein. The transcript is spliced from 2 exons. Gene Ontology annotation, cellular component: connexin complex. The coding region runs from base 932 to 1852 and encodes 306 amino acids. The record is from RefSeq and is a predicted model, not a curated record. Gene Ontology annotation, biological process: cell communication. NCBI's taxonomy places the organism in Eukaryota, Metazoa, Chordata, Actinopteri, Perciformes, Sebastidae.
GAGAGGGGGGAGGAGCGGAGAGAUGAUUCCUCUCUCUAAUCCUCUAGACACACGCUCGGUCUGGCUGCCUACUGGCUCAGAGAGAGAGAGAGAGACGGAGGCAGGUGGAGGGCGCAAACGGAGAGAGAGAGAGAGAGAGAGAAACCAAGUGGGAAGGGAAAAACAAGAUGAAGGGAAGAGAGGAAAGGAGGGCUGCCUCUCGUAAACCACGCUGACAGGAACGCGGAGAGAAAGAGGGAGGACGAGGAGGACCGAAGAGACCUCUCGCACCGUUCCAAGCAGAGGGAAGGAGACGGAGGAGAAGGAGGAGGAGGACGAUGCUUCAGUCCAGCGCUGCCUGAACCAAACCAGGAGAGGAGCAACAGAGAGGAGAGGAGAGGAAGGAAUCCAUCGAACAAUAGCUGGAAGAGAGGAGACAGAGAAAGAGGAGACAGAGGGAGGAAGAGGAUGGAGGAGCGGAGAGACAUAGAUCCUCGGUUACUCUGGACCUGAGUCCUCCCAGAGUUACUACAAGAUGCUGUCAAAGAGUGUGAGGGCGGAGUGAUGGGUGACUGUUUGCACAAACUACGGCCGCUCCUUGAAACUCAGUAGAAGUAGAUGAGCGUCAGUGUCGAGAACAUAUGACAGAGCAGCUGUUUUAGGAGGUAAACGGGGUCAGGUGCACCCAGAGGAGGGACGCAACGAGGAAAGACAGGCACAUGGACGGAGGAUUACACUCAUGGACACCGAAAGACAGACGAGCUUCAGUCCAACCAUCUCAGGUGCAGCAGUUACAAUGAACUGAGCUUCUUCAGAGUUGCUUUUGACUCCUCUUUUACACGGGACGAGCCACCUGAAGCCGCUCCCUACCUCAUCUCAGCCCAACAGGUGGAUUCGAAGACUCAUAAAAAGGGACUUUUAAAAAUCAGCUCUGGUGCUCAUAACCUCAACCAUGGGAGAAUGGACGAUCCUGGAGCGCCUCCUGGAGGCCGCUGUCCAGCAGCACUCUACUAUGAUCGGAAGGAUCCUGCUCACAGUAGUGGUGAUCUUCCGUAUCCUGAUCGUCGCCAUCGUCGGUGAGACCGUGUACGAGGACGAGCAGGCCAUGUUCGUCUGCAACACCCUGCAGCCCGGCUGCAACCAGGCCUGCUACGACAAGGCCUUCCCCAUCUCCCACAUUCGGUACUGGGUCUUCCAGAUCAUACUGGUGUGUACGCCCAGCCUCUGCUUCAUCACCUACUCGGUGCACCAGUCGGCCAAGCAGAAAGACCGGCGCUACUCCUUUCUCUAUCCCAUAAUGGAGAGGGACUACGGGGGAGGAGGCGGGGCGCGAAAACUCCGCAACAUUAAUGGGAUUCUAGUUCAACACGGCGGCGACGGCGGAGGAGGGAAGGAAGAACCCGACUGCUUGGAGGUGAAGGAGAUCCCCAACGCCCCGCGGGGCCUCACCCACUCGAAGAGCUCCAAGGUGCGCCGGCAAGAAGGGAUCUCCCGCUUUUACAUCAUUCAGGUGGUGUUCAGAAACGCGCUGGAGAUCGGCUUCUUGGCGGGCCAGUACUUCCUUUACGGCUUCAGUGUGCCUGGGAUUUUCGAGUGCGACCGCUACCCGUGUCUGAAGGAGGUGGAGUGCUACGUGUCCCGCCCCACGGAAAAAACGGUUUUCCUGGUGUUCAUGUUCGCGGUGAGCGGCAUCUGCGUGGUGCUCAACCUGGCCGAGCUCAACCACCUGGGCUGGCGCAAGAUCAAGGCCGCCAUCAGGGGCGUGCAGGCCCGCAGGAAGUCGAUCUGCGAGAUCCGGAAGAAGGACAUGGCGCAUCUGUCCCAGCCGCCCAACCUUGGACGCACGCAGUCCAGCGAAUCAGCCUACGUCUGAUGGCGAAGAGACGAAAAAGAGGAGGAGGAGGAGGAGGAGGAGGAGUGGGGUGAAUGUGCGAGAGACAGAAUUAAUUAAUUAUGAUUUUAAUUUAACGGAGGUGGCGUGGAGAUGACCCCUCCUCCGUGGUGAAUGAAACAGAAUGUAAAAACCUCCAGCGCUACGACUUUGAGAGUCAAGAAGGAGGAGGGGAAGAAGAAAAUUAGAGAAGAUAAGAGAGGACAAAAAGUUCUGUUCUGCAAAUGAACAUGAUGAACACAUUUUGGUCUCAUGGGGAGAUACUCCAACUGCCAUUUUCUACUUUUGUCUCUUUUUUUUUAAAACUAAUUACCCUCUCUUCUGCCCCUCUUUUCUUUUAAAGUGGGGAAUUAAAUCCUCAAGGGGGCCGGAGAGGGAAGGACUAGAGAUGAGGGGAACAGAUAAGAGGCUGUUUUGUAAUCUUUGGGGAUAUUGGAAGAUGACGGCGGCGUUUGAUGCAUCCCAUGGUGCUUUUCUUCUGGACUGUGUCAGCCUCAGUGAAAAAGGGAGGACUAAAUAGGGGAUGGGACGGGGAGAACAUCAUUAAAAGAGGAACGGAAGAACUGUCAAAGCCAUGUCGGACUCUAGAGAACGAAGGCGAGGGAGUUUGUGAGAGAGAGAGAGAGUAGGUGGGAAAACAUAUGAUGUACCCGAGGAGGGGAGAGUUUUUCUUUCGCUUCCUCUCCUCGCAGAGAGAGCGAGAGCUGCCUCUGAUCAGUGUCAGCCUCGCCUCUGCUGGAACAUCGUCACCGAGCCAAAACCAAGAGAAAAAGACUGACGAUGUUUAUGUUUUGUCUCUUGGCAAAAGCUGAUUUUAACACAAACACGGCGAGUACCAUAAACACUUCUCCUCUCGCUCUCUCUGCUCCGCGGUUGGCAGCUACAUAGACCCCAGCGGCUUCUGGUGACAGUAAUGACUCUCGCUGCUCCACUUCUGCGUAAACUUUGGAGAGGAACUAAUGAACAAAUGGACAAGCAGCGUGUAAACGCCGGUCUCUCCUGAAGCACAAACCAAACCUCCCUCCUUCCAGCAUUCCAGUGUGCUGAGAGACGAAGGAGAGGACAGAAAGAGAGGAGAGGAAGAUCACUUUAUUACAACUUUAAACAAAUUUUAUAAAAUAUAUCACCAUGAUUUUUUUUUUUCUUUUUCGAGAAAGCGAUGGUGCCAUCCUUGAGAUAUUUAAUUAUUGUUGAAAUAGAGUAUAUCAUGGUAAUAUUAUUUAUCCAUUUAGAGUAUAUCCAAAUAGAUUUAUUUAUCUUUGCGUGCGGGUUGGUUGGGACAUCAUUUUGUUUUUUUCAAAUGUAUAAACUGUCUGUCAUUUUUUUCAUUUUUGUUUAGUUAAAACAUUUCUCACUGAUGGGACUGAUUACCGGCAUGUACGGGGGGAAGGGACAAGCUCUGUUUUGACCGUUUUGAGGCUGUGCAGCUGAUUUUUUAUGUGCAAAUCUUCAUCGCCAUUGUUACUUUAUUGCAUUCAAAAUGUAAAACAAUGCAUCUUUACGGAGAGCCUUCUUCAAAAUCAGCUGCACAGCUUCAGGUGAUUCAUUAAUGAAGGCAUGAGAGCCAUUUUGAAAAAGGCAUGUUUACAGGACGCAAUGUUUCUUGAAUGAUCAAGCUGUGUAGCCGACGAGUAGUUAACUCCUUAUAGGGGACAAUUGUGUUUUUUGAAUCUCAGUGGUUUUUCAUUUUUGCAUUUCUUUCCUGACAGGAUUUUCAGCAUGCAUGCCUUGUAAGAGAAAAGAACGUCACGAAAGAAAAAAGAUAAAAAUGACAAGAGAGUGUUGCACCUUGAUUAACGCAGACGAGCGGGAGAGUGGCAGACUGAAGGAAGUGGGCCGCCUUGUUGGACACACACUCAGCUUUCACACUGCGAGCCUGUGAAACCAGACAUAGGGACAGUUCAGAGACAAAGAUAUUGGACUGUUUAGGUACAGGGACAUUAUUGGUUAUCAGCUAACUGAGAAAAAAAUCCACAAAAUGCAUCUUAAACUUGGUCUAAACCUGCUGUAGCAGAUCAGUGGUCUGAGCAUUGAGGAUCUUAUCUACCAAACUGAAUGGCCUUAUGUAGCUCAACACUGCAGAAGCCUAACACUGCCACGUUUGGGGGUCUGACUCUUACAGGGGCCGCCCGUGCACUAAUGCUUCUCUCUCACAGACCAAACUGCAGCUACAGUUUAUCACUUUGUUCCCCAUUCAACUUCUGCUACUAGAUUGCAGCAAAUGCAGCUGCAGUUGUUGAAAAUGUGCAGAAAACCUCCUUGUAAGAAGUUUUGUAAAUUGUAUCUACUUUCCUUCAACCUGCCUGAUCUGCUUGUGCGUCGAUUAGUGAUUUCCUACAUUUCCCACAACGCCUUUAAGGUAAAUAGAGAGGCAAAAGUCCCGCCCCUUCUGGUGGAUGUCACAUACACGACUUUUGGGUGUGUAGUCUUUGUAAUUAUGUAUUUUCACAGUCUUAUAUUAAUACGUUUUACAACUUUUUGACUUGUGAAAUUAUCUUUUAAAUUGACAAACGUCAUAUGUGUGAUUCAUGCUUCUAUUCAAACAGAAUCAAAAAGGAACGUUUGUUGCAUCAGCACCAUUCAAAACCCCUGACGUCGUCAACUACAGUAGAUACUACAAAACUACAAAAAAUUAAGCAAAUAAAAUACACCUGAUUGCAAAUGUAUAGUCAACACUUCAAGUGCAGCUUUUAACAAUUCACUAAAGAUCUACAGUAGAUGUGAAAUGUUUUUCUUUUGUAGUUUAUUUAAGAAGAAACAUACGUGUCAUCAAAUAGCAUUGCCGCUCUAGAAAUACCUUGACAUGACAUGACAAUAGGUAUCACUGUCUAAGCGCCAUAAACACACGUUAGCCGGAGCUAAAGCAGGACUUGGAGCAACAGCAACAACUGACGUGGCAGAAGAAAUCCCCCCCAACUCUCUGUUUCUCCAUUCACUCCCACUGUCAUAAUCUCUGUGAUUCUUACAGGUGAUUAUCCCCAGAUUAGACUCCUCUCUGUGGGGCUCAAUGGGAUCGCUGCCGUCUACUGUAGGAAGGACGAAUACACUGGAGGGGGCACGCUAGAAAGCCUAAUAAUAGAGGUUGAGUCAUGGCUUCCCUCAGUAGCUUGUGCUUCUAGCGAAGGCUUAAACGCUGACCUUGAGCUUAAAGGCCAAGCCGAUGUCCUGUGCUAUACGCAGCUCCUGCCGGACGGUCACCACAGCGCUCAUCUAAUCUCCGCAGAGCACAGGUCAACGCUGGUGUGAGGCUUAUUUAUGAUGAUACACACAUGCUGAACAUGUAUGUAUCUAGGAAAAACAAGCACAACGUGAGAACAGCGUUUGGCUUCUGUUGUUAUGUCUGGUUUAAUUCAGGACGCUAGAAGGCCAUAAAUGUGUCCUCCUUCUCUUCGGUUUACAUUUAUCCGCCGUUCAUUACAGUGACUCACGGCUCCGGCAGUUCUACAGUCAGCGGGUUCACAAAGUAGAAGCGGUUCUUCCAACAGUCCACUACUCUCCACGGUCUACUUUUUCUAUUAUGUCAAUGUGAAAUGAAUUAUGCAACUUGUUUUUUUUCUCAUUUGCUUUCAUCUUUUUUGACUUGUGGAUUCAUUUUGUUGUCUGUUGCUCUUUUUUGUGCAGUGACAUAUCAAAAAAAGAAAGAUGUUUGGGUUUUUUUCUAUGUAAAGGAACAAAAAAGUUUUUCAAUGUGUAAAAAUCAAGGGUAGAAUGUUGAAAUAUAAGAAUAGCAGAAAAAAAAUAUGUUAUAUUUCCUCCCUUGCCAAAGUGAUAUGCAAAAUUCAUUUUCAAAGAUUUUUUAACUGCAUGUGUAACGGCAUAGAAUAAGCAUGUUUCUACGUUUUCUUCAGCAGAAUCUUUAAAGAAAGACUUUUUUUUAGUCCAAACUAUGAAGCGAAGCUAUUACGUCUUGAUGCCAAGCGUGUAUAUUAAUUGUUCUUCAGACGGUACAGAGCCAGGCACACAAUACCAACUCAGUGAUGUUAAAACUUAGAAACCAUAGACUGUAUAUAAAGAUGGACGACGCAUCUUUACUUCCUCCCAAUGUUCAGAAAUGAAGCCAAAAUAUCUCAGAUUCGGGAGCUGCCAUCUUGAGAUUUUGACGUCAUUUGGAGCAGAGUCUACGCUGUAGUGAUCGGGCAGUGGAGCCGCAGUAUUGAGGUCACCGCAGCUUGUCAGCAACAGAGACUCACAGCUGUCAAUCAUGAAGUCUCACCCCCUUUUUAUAGCAUCAAAUAACGAAUUAAAACCGAACUUAUCAGAAAAAGUAACUCUUUAACAUACAUCAGUGUGAUAAGAACCACCUAGAAUGACAGAAACCAUCUUCGGGGAAAUUUAUUUGACUUUUUAGUUUGGCUCAUGUUCCAUCCGCUAACAUGGAGGGGGCGGGGUUUAUGACCUAUACUGCAGCCAGCCACCAGGGGGCAAUCCAGAUGUUUUGGCUUCACAUGUCGUCCAUCUUUAUUAACAAUCUAUGGCUCAACUCCCAAAAGAUUUUGAAAACCACUACAUACAGUAAAUCUUCUAAUUUAAGAAAUUUGCACAUGAAUAUAUACCUUUAUAAUCUGUUGUAAAAGAUGAUUUAUACGCCAUCAGUCAAAUGGUCUACUGUAAAACACAGGGUACACAGGAAUAUAAGCAUACAGGUUGAAUACUGGCACCGUGAGAUGUCAGAUGCCAGAACAUUCCAGGGUUUAGUCCCCAUGCAGCACAAAUGUCUAAUUAACCUUCAAUUUACAGCCUCUUUAUGUGUUAAAUAUGAUUAAAUCCUCUUGUUGGGGAAAAGUACACUGACAGCAGACUCAGGAAAGAAAACAAUGCUGAUCUUUUACACCAAUCUUUUCUAGUAAAAACGCUGUUUCUAAGAACGCUUUCAGAGAAACAUGUCAGCAUACUUUCCAUUGACCAUCCUACCUUGUACUGUAAAGCCCACCCAAGAAAAUUGUCUGAUUAUUUACCUGUUGGUGCUAUUGAGGUUUACCAAAAAAAAAGUGAAAUACAUUCCCUUGUCUUCAGCACACUACUGCCCCACAUAUCCAACACGUUCUCAUCCCAACUCGUCACAGACGCUUUUCAGACCCCUUGGCAUCACUUUUCGCUUGCAGCUUUCCCUGAGCGUUUACUGUUGCCGCGGAUGGGUUUACUUUGUAGUUAAUGGAAAACCCGGUCUCGACGUCGACGGCCGUGACAAAGCGUCGGUAUUUGACGCUCUGGGAAUGAGAAUGGACUGGCAUAUCACAAGUCAUGUAGCAUUGCAGGUCUCCUUGAAAAAUCUACUCUUGACUGUUACUAACAAACGGGCAUGAAGCCUUCAGCAGGUAAUGAUAUCAUUCUCAUGAAAAUCUCCACAAACAGUAGCAAACAAUUUGACUCCUCAGGAAUGCAGCGUGUAAUUGAGCUGCUUCAUUCAUUAAAACUGCCACGUUACUCUUUAUACUGCCAAAAGGACGUUAGAUCAACUUAGUAAUCACAUUAUGGAGCCAAUCCUAUAAGGGCUGCAUGGUGGCUCUUGAGCAAGAUUUGGAAGCACCUUUCAUUUACAUUGAAGGGCUUCUUCCUUAUUACAAACUAAAAGCCAUAAUUAAAAAAAAAAAAAAAAGAUUUCAAACUUGAAAGAGUACCAAUGUGCACUCAUGGGCCAA